AUGGCAUGGCGUUCGCACGGUGAAUCAAAUGCCUCACUGGUAGAGAAUUUACGUAGGAAUGGCUUAUUCAAAGAUGAGCGAGUUAAAAUGACCAUGUUGAGAGUUGAUCGAGCUGAUUUUUGUCCUCGAAAUCCGUAUCUGGACAAUCCGGAACCAAUCGGUUGUAAUGCAACAAUAAGUGCUCCUCAUAUGCAUGCUGCUGCGCUUGAACGACUCAAAGAUCAUUUGACAGAAGGUGAUAAAGCACUUGAUAUUGGUUCCGGUUCUGGUUAUCUAACAACAUGCAUGGCAUACAUGGUUGGUGCAAGUGGUAAAGUCGUUGGAGUGGAACACAUUAGACAGCUAGUGGAUUUAUCAAUCACAAAUAUUAAAAAAAAUCACGCGAAUCUUCUGGAAGGAAGAGUACUAAUCGUUGAAGGGGAUGGGCGCAAAGGCUAUCCUCAGUACGCACCUUAUAAGGCAAUUCAUGUCGGAGCUGCGGCACCAAAUGUUCCUGAUGAGUUAUUGAGUCAGUUAGCUGCAGGAGGACGAAUGUUGAUACCGGUUGGUGCAGCACAUAGUGAUCAGCGCUUUUUACAAGUGGAUAAAGACGGUAAAGGUAAAGUUACGGUGAACGAUCUGAUGGGUGUAAUUUAUGUGCCGCUCACUAACAAAGAGAACCAAAUUGGACGGGAUCAAUAA
This is a messenger RNA of Brugia malayi, 681 nucleotides long. RefSeq lists its product as uncharacterized. The transcript is spliced from 5 exons. Lineage: Eukaryota; Metazoa; Nematoda; Chromadorea; Rhabditida; Onchocercidae. The record is from RefSeq and is a predicted model, not a curated record. Bases 1 to 681 code for a protein of 226 amino acids. Gene Ontology annotation, cellular component: cytoplasm. Gene Ontology annotation, biological process: protein modification process. Gene Ontology annotation, molecular function: calcium ion binding; protein-L-isoaspartate (D-aspartate) O-methyltransferase activity.